This is a messenger RNA of Scomber scombrus (Atlantic mackerel), 1947 nucleotides long. Its product is annotated as solute carrier family 25 member 32-like. Gene Ontology annotation, cellular component: mitochondrion; mitochondrial membrane. The transcript is spliced from 7 exons. Lineage: Eukaryota; Metazoa; Chordata; Actinopteri; Scombriformes; Scombridae. The coding region runs from base 275 to 1249 and encodes 324 amino acids. Gene Ontology annotation, biological process: nucleotide transport; mitochondrial transport; folate import into mitochondrion. Gene Ontology annotation, molecular function: folic acid transmembrane transporter activity; FAD transmembrane transporter activity. The record is from RefSeq and is a predicted model, not a curated record.
UAUAUCGAUUGGUUAAACAAUGUGACAGUCACGUGACACUCGCAGCAAGGUCGAGCAGGGACUGCGCUGCUUGACAUUUUGGACACCGCCACAUGUGAAGAACGUGCUUUACGGUGAGAAUGAGACAGUCGGGUGCAGACAGACCACCGUACCUCCACCCUGCAGAGACUAACAGCUGUUGUCUCACUGUUGUCAUGUAGAGUAGCGCCAAAGCGUUGUAAACACAGCUAGGUUAGGUUCAACUGAGCUAGCUAUAAGCUCACCACCGGUAAACAUGGGUUCUGCUCCUAAUCAUGGUACCGUUCCAGAGACGGGACUGUCCAAAAAAGUCUCUGCUGUGUCGCUUGCCGGACACGUCCAGCAGCUCGUCAGCCAUGUGAGGUUAGAAAACCUGGUGGCGGGACUGAGCGGAGGAGUGGUGUCAACACUGGUGCUUCACCCUCUGGACCUGGUCAAGAUCCGGUUUGCAGUGAGUGACGGGUUGGAUUUAAGACCUAAGUACAGUGGAAUAUUGCACUGUAUGAAGAGUGUCUGGCAGCAGGAGGGACUGAGAGGACUUUAUCAAGGAGUAACACCCAAUGUUUGGGGUGCUGGAGCAUCCUGGGGUCUCUACUUUUUUUUCUACAAUGCAAUCAAAGCGUACAUAAAGGAAGGCCGUCAGACUGAGCUGAGCGCCACUGAACACAUGGUGUCCGCAGCCCAAGCAGGCGUCCUAACACUCACCCUGACCAACCCCAUCUGGGUGACCAAGACCCGGCUGGUGCUGCAGUACAAUUCUGACCAAAGCAGUAAACAGUACAAGGGAAUGAUGGAUGCACUGGUCAAAAUCUACCGCCACGAGGGAGUGCCUGGACUGUACAAGGGUUAUGUUCCCGGCCUGCUUGGUACAUCUCACGGAGCGAUGCAGUUCAUGGCCUAUGAAGAGCUUAAAAGGGAGUACAACAAAUACAGGAAAGCGCCUUCGGACGCAAAGCUGAAUGCAUUGGAAUAUAUCGCAAUGGCAGCCUUAUCUAAAAUAUUUGCUGUGGCGACAACAUACCCAUAUCAGGUGGUGCGAGCUCGACUGCAAGACCAGCACAAUAUAUACAAUGGUGUUAUUGACGUCGUCAGACGGACAUGGAGGAACGAAGGCGCCAUUGGUUUCUACAAAGGCAUGAUCCCCAACUUGAUUCGUGUCACACCCGCCUGCUGCAUCACUUUUGUAGUUUAUGAGAAUGUGUCUCGUUUUCUUAUGGGCCAAAGUAAAUGAGGUCUAAGAGAAAGGAAUGGACUCUAAGGACACACGACAUGCUGGAUACAGGAAGAAAAGCAUCAAGACUGAAACCAGUUUAUCUCAGUAACUGGACGGUGCUCCGUGCAUGUGAAUGUGAGAAGCGUUCAUUUGUACUGAGAAUGGAUGAAAAAGUUGCCAAACUGAGCAGCAGAAUCAGUGGUGGAUUAUUUUUCUACGCAUUGUCAGUGAUCAUGUUCACGUCAAUUUCAUUCUUUGAAUUUUGGGCAAAAGUAUGUCGCGCUACAUCCCAAAGGAUGUAUUAUUGCUGUGAUUGUACCCUCUUUUUUUUUUCUUUUUUUUUUAACUGAUGUGUACGUCAGUGAUUCAGGGGAGGCGUAUCAAAGCUAUGUUUACAUUUGAUAUGUUCUGGCAGAGGAAAAGAAAACAUGAUGAACUUUAAAGUGCUGCAUAUCAACAGCAAAUGAGAGAUCUAAACGUGCUCAGGUUUCCAGUUGCAUGCAUGAGUGAUAUAAGUUUGUCGUUUUUAAAUUAUUGCUUUUUUUUGUUGUUUUUUUUAAACAAACCUCAACAGUGUAGAUUCAUCCUACAGUCGACAAGGUUAUUUUUGUUUCCUGGCAAAAAACUAUAUUGAUAUUGCUUUAUAACCACAUUUUGUCAUAAAAUCUGAACUGUGCUUUUGUCUGAAUUGUCUCACAUUUGUAAAUACAUUAAAU